Molecule: messenger RNA, 462 nt
Organism: Perkinsus marinus ATCC 50983
Lineage: Eukaryota; Perkinsozoa; Perkinsida; Perkinsidae
Product: prefoldin subunit, putative
Exons: 6
Coding region: 1-462 (153 amino acids)
Biological process (GO): protein folding; tubulin complex assembly; microtubule-based process
Cellular component (GO): cytoplasm; prefoldin complex
Molecular function (GO): tubulin binding
Source: RefSeq, a predicted model, not a curated record
AUGGCUGUUCUAGGCGGGCUUAGGGAACUUCUCAGCAAGUAUCAGUACAUGAACGAGCAGCUGAUGUCGCAACGUCGCUCGAUCAAGAGGAAGUUGCCCGAUAUCAAACAGGCGAAGGAAACUGUAACGUAUUUGACAAAACAGAAGGAAAGUGGUGUGGGAGAGUAUAGAUGUCGCUUUCCACUUACUGACAACGCUCAUGCCAGUGCUAGAGUGAACCCACAGGAGAUAGACUCGGUGUGUUUGUGGUUGGGAGCUAACAUUCUUUUGGAGUAUAAGUUGGAUGAAGCAACGGAGCUGUUGAAUGACAACGAAGAGAGCGCACGGAAGAGCUUGGGUGAUUUAGAGCAGGGAAUCGCGGUUGUUCGGGACCAAAUCACUACCACUGAGGUGAACAUAGCUAGAGUGCAUAACUACAAUGUGAAGCAGCGCUCAGAGCAACGACAAGGAGCCGCUCCUUAG